AUUUUUUGAGUUAUUGCCAUUUGUUAAUUUUCAUACUUUAUUUUUGUCCAGGCCAUUUCUCCUAAAGGAUAAAAGCUAUGGACUUGAAACUUCAUAGGAUGAUAGAUCUCAUUAAGAAGAAGUGCAGUGCAUAAGAACGGGUACUCUGCAUUUCUUAUUUUUUUGAGUUAUUGCCCUUUGUUAAUUUUCAUACUUUAUUUUUGUCCAGGCCAUUUCUCAUAAAUAUAAGAAGUGCAGUGCACAGAGACUGCUUCUCUGCAUUUCUUAUUUUUUGAGUUAUUGCCCUUUGUUGAUUUUCAAAUUUCAUUUUUGUCGUGGCCAUUUCUCCUAAACUAUAUUGUUCAUAAGGCGACACAUCCGACUCGCGGAGUUCUAGUUAUUACUUAUAGUUAAUUUUUUACUAAUUGUGUUUGGGGACCUUUCUGUUGAAAAUGUGUCAGAGUUAAAUCGUAUACAUAUACAUGCACAGUGCGUUAACUGGAGUGCAGGUAUUAGUUACCCGCACUCCAGAGCAUGCCCAUUGAUUGGCUUAUUUUUGCUGGGGUUUACUUAUUGUGGCGGCAAAGAAAGGGAAAGCGAUAAAAGUAUCAUAUUCAGAUGCUCGUUCAUUGGUUACUUUUUUCUGGGGUUUUAUAUUGUGACAACAGGGAACGUGUUUUUAUACCACCGAAACGAAGUUUGGGGGGAUAUAAAGCAGUCACUCGGUGGUCGGUUGGUUGGUCGGUCGGUCGGUCCAGCGGUCCGUUGCAUUUUCCUUGUUCGGAGCAUAACUUAAAGACUAAUGGUUGGAAUUCAAUACAACUUCAUACAAUGGUCAAACACAUUGAGAGGAAGUGCCGUGCACAAGAACCAUAACUCCAUCUUCACUAAUUACAGAGUUAUUGCUCUUUGUUACUUUUCCUUGUCCAGAGCAUUUUGACUUGAAAAUUACUGGUUGGAAUUCAAUACAACUUUAUACAAUGGUCAAGCACAAAAAGGGGAAGUGCAGUGCACAAGAACCAUCACACCAUUUUGACAAAUUACAGAGUUAUUGCCCUUAGAUACUUUUCCUUGUCCGGAGCAUUACUUGAAAAGUACUGGUUGGAAUUCAAAACAACUUCAUACAAUGGUCAAGCACAAAAAGCAAUUGCAGUGCACAAGAACCAUAACUCUGUCCAGAGUAAUUAUAGAGUUAUUGCCCUUUGUUACUUUUCCAUUGUUUUUUUCUUGUCCAGAGCAUAACUUGAAAACUAUUAGUUGGAAUUCAAUACAACUUCAUACAAUCGUCAAGCAUAUUAAGAGAAAGCGCAGUGCACAAGAACCAUCACACUAUUUUGACAAAUUACAGAGUUAUUGCCCUUCGAUACUUUUCCUUGUCCGGAGCAUAACUUGAAAAGUACUGGUUGGAAUUCAAUACAAUUUCAUACAAUCGUCAAGUAUAUUGAGAGAAAGUGCAGUGCACAGAAACCAUAACUCUUUAUUGACUCAUUUAAGAGUUUGCCCUUUGUUACUUUUUAUUGUCAAGUGCAUAACUUGAAAGUUAAUGGUUGGAAAGAAACUUCAUACUAUGGGCAAGGGCAGUGAGAUGAAGUGCAGUGCACAAGAACCAUAACUUUAUUUGGACUAAUUACAAUAAAAACAUGGAAGUGUCGGGGAAAUUUGCUGUUUCUUCAGAACAAGAUUCCAAUCUUUACUGCUUUCCUUGCGACAGAGAAGGUUUAAAAGAACCAGCUUUUGGUUAUUGUCAGGACUGCGAGGAACAUCUUUGUGAGAGUUGUUAUAAACACCACAGGAAACCAAAACCUACCAUGAACCACGUCCUGCUUGAUAAAGACAGAAUGCCACAGCAAUCGAAGUCCGGGAAUACAAACAAUGAUCAAAUAACUGAUUUUUGUACAAAGCAUAGCGAUAAACCACUGGAAUUCUAUUGUAACACACAUGAGUCUAAUAUGUGUUACGUUUGUGUGACUCUAGAACACAAGCACUGCAAAGUAGACUAUAUUCCCGAUGUUUCAGGAAAUGUGUCUGGUGAGCUUGAAAAACUGAUUGACAGAAUGGAGACACUUAUGCAAAAGUGUAAAUCUAAUGUUAGAAUUGCCGAGACUGCUACAGCAAACAUAGAACACAUGUAUACGGCCGUUGUUGAAGAUAUACAAGUUUUCAGAAAUGAAAUAAACGAAUGUCUGGAUAAGAUGGAAGCCGAAAUUAUGAGGGACGCUAAAUCUCUCGCACUGACAGCAAAGAGUAAACAAGAAAAUGUAAUGACAGGAAGCUUACAUAUCGCAGAGGAAAUGUCAAGUACAAUGUCAAUGCUCAAGUCUCUGAGUGACGAAAACAAGCGGAAUAAGCUGUUUAUUGAGAUGAAACACGCUGAACCUCAAGUUGCAAAACUAUCGGAUAAAGAGAAACAAUUAGCUGAAGAUAUCAAAACAGAUGCUGAAAUCAUAUUCAUACAAAAUGAGAAGACACUUAAUAAACUGAAAAGUAGCAACAUUCUUGGAACGAUUUCGGCAUACAGGAGACCUUGUGCAGAAAGUGCAGUAUGUGUCCAAUAUGAAAGAGAAAUUCAAGUGCAACCCCCCUCUGAUAAGUCAAGAAGCAAUAUCUUAGGAAUGGUACUGAUUUCCACAACAAAUAUGAUCGUCGCUGACUACAACAAUAAGAAAAUUAAAAUAAUUAAUAUAGACACAGGAACGCUGGUAUCAGAGAUAAUCCUAUCUUCAUCACCACGCGAUGUUAUAAAACUUCCACAAAAUAAACUUGCUGUUGCAUUACCUGCUGAAAAGUGUAUCCAGAUAGUGUCUUACACUGAUACAAGUUUGUCUUUAGAUCGUCGUAUAGAUGUCGGAGAAUCGUGUUAUUGUGUAGCUUAUUGUCAGGACAAGCUAGUAGUAGGCUGUAAUUUUAAUCCAGGAAAGCUGGUUAUUCUGGAUUUAGACGGAAAUAUCAUACAGGUGUUUGAUACUCCUGGCUUGUUUAAGGGGCCCGACAAGAUUGUUAUCAGCAGUGAUGAGAAGUUCAUGUAUGUAUCUAAUUAUGAUGGUCAGCAAAGUGAAGUUGUAAAAGUAGACUGGCAAGGUAAUGUUUUACAAAGAUUCGCGGAUCAAGGAUAUAUAUAUCCUAAAGGAAUACAAGAGUUGGAAGAUGGUACGUUGUUAGUAUGCUACACAGACAGUAGCAAUAUUGUAAGAUUGUCGAGCAGCUUCAAGAAAUGUGAAAUUGUAGGAUUAGAGAAAACAGACUUUUAUAAUCCAGUGGCUGUAUAUUACAAUGAUAGAAAUCAUAAACUGUACAUUAGUUGUUCGUCUGAAAGUGGAAAAAGUUCUCCUCGUGAUAUAAUCAAAAUAUUUAGUGUAAAAUGGACUUAGAGAUAUGUUACCGUUCAAUUCAUUACUUUGAGUGUAAUCUAGUAUUUAUAGAAGACAAUUAAUUUUAAGAAACGAUAGUGUAUCCAUUUCAUUUACUGUUAAGGAGAAAUAUCUUUCUGAAGUUAUUCUGACAGUGACAUUUGUGUAAUAUAUUGUAUCAUAUCAUUUUGCCAAUAAAUAUUUAGAUUUUCCACAAAUUUUCUUUAAUUGAUAAAAAGCCCAGCAGUUAAAACAUCGAAGACAUCCUGGUUACUUUUGAGAUAAAAAAAUCAGUAGAGUUUCUAUUUGCUGGUAUUCAUGUAUAUUAUUGUAUUAGGUGAAACAUCAUUCAAAUGGAACAUCUAGGAACAGCAAAUAACGAUAAGUGCAAAUGUGAUAGAGAAUAAUGAUUAUUUGAUCACUUUUUAUGUUCGACAUGGCAUUGUUAUAUCCAACAGGACUGCUUUGUUAUGAACAAACCUGCAAAAUACAAUUUAAAACCUUUUAAGAAAAUGAAUGCCCAUAC
Messenger RNA from Ruditapes philippinarum (Manila clam), 3852 nucleotides. RefSeq names its product E3 ubiquitin-protein ligase TRIM71-like. The record is from RefSeq and is a predicted model, not a curated record. Gene Ontology annotation, molecular function: zinc ion binding. Bases 1620 to 3347 code for a protein of 575 amino acids. The transcript has 2 exons. NCBI's taxonomy places the organism in Eukaryota, Metazoa, Mollusca, Bivalvia, Venerida, Veneridae.